AUGGUGACGAGGGAAGUAGCCCUGUUCAGCAGUUGCCUGGGGCAGUUGCUUCUGGAGAGCUGCUUUCGCCUGACCAGGGUCAUCAAUGUAGAGGCAGAACUCAGCUUGCCACCCAGGGUCAGCAAUGUAGAGGCAGAACUCAGCUUGCCACCUAGGGUGAGCAAUGUAGAGGCAGAAGUCAUCUUGCCACGUAGGUUCGUCAGUGUAGAGACCCAAGUCAGCUUGCCACUAGCUCCCAGCUCGGACACUGCUCCAGAGCAGCCGGCGGCAGAGUGCCACAGAGCCCAAGAAGAUGCAGGGAUGAUCUUCAGCCUCGCCUGCACACUGGCAGUCUGCCUGUGGAACUGGCUGCAACACACACACCCCUUUGCUAGGCUGAAGACAUCCCUGGAGAACCAGAGGUUCAAGGCAGCCCUGGAAAACAGGUUCUUGGUGCUGCUCGUAGUGCUUCUGGUUGGCAUUUACUGUGGGACUCUGCUGUCAGCGUGGAGGAUGCAGGCGAAGGCAGGCACAGAGGAAGAUGACAAGGGAGCACUGGAGAUGUCUUUUCAUGUCAACAUGAUGAAUUCUGACUGGGCCCUGAAAAGCUUGGGUGCCACCAUUGACAUGAAGAGAACUUCCCCCACCUACAGGUGCGGAUGGAAGUGGGGCUACAGUCUUUUGCUGAACAGAAGGUGCACUGAGGAUGAGCCUGACACCAUCUUGCAGAUGGAUGUCUCCCAGGGCAAGCGCUGGUGUUUCCCAGGGCAUUCUGGCUACCUUGUCAUCAGGCUGCCAGCCCGAGUCCACCUGACUGCCAUCGCUGUGCAGCACAUCGUUGAGGAAGACUCCUUGUCUGUGGCUGCCAGCAGUGCUCCCAAAGGCCUGGCUGUCUAUGGAUUUGAGGCUGAAAGUGAAGAGGAAACUUGGCUCGGUUCGUUCAUCUAUGAUGUGGCAAAAGAGUCCAUUCAGCCCUUCUCUCUGAAGACUGUCAAGGCCAUGUGUGAAAAUAGAUGA
Colius striatus (speckled mousebird) is the source of this 996-nucleotide messenger RNA. RefSeq lists its product as uncharacterized. Lineage: Eukaryota; Metazoa; Chordata; Aves; Coliiformes; Coliidae. The transcript has 10 exons. Gene Ontology annotation, cellular component: meiotic nuclear membrane microtubule tethering complex; nuclear envelope. Gene Ontology annotation, biological process: nuclear envelope organization. Gene Ontology annotation, molecular function: protein-membrane adaptor activity. The record is from RefSeq and is a predicted model, not a curated record. Bases 1 to 996 code for a protein of 331 amino acids.